Pyrenophora tritici-repentis Pt-1C-BFP is the source of this 1023-nucleotide messenger RNA. Its product is annotated as Atrophin-1 multi-domain protein. Lineage: Eukaryota; Fungi; Ascomycota; Dothideomycetes; Pleosporales; Pleosporaceae. The record is from RefSeq and is a predicted model, not a curated record.
AUGAAGUCCUCAGACCCCGCCCGUCCCAGCAGCCGUCGCGCCGCCUCCGGGGCAUGGAACCGCCUCAAGCCUGUCCGCGAAGAUGUCCUGGAGACAUACGGGCUGCCCUCAAAGGGCGAGACACGGCUGAACGACUUCAAAACCCAAGAAGUAUACUUCAACCGAAUCAUCGAACGCUACAUGAAACUCUGCGCCCUCAACCGCGAAGAACUCGACCGUCUCUUCGCCUCCGUCAGCGUCCCCUCAGACGCCACAGCCGCAGAUACAAAGGCCAACGAAACAAGUAAACUCACAUCCUCGUUCUCCUCGCUCUCGCUAUCCAAGCACGCGCCUCCGGAACACCAAGCCGCCAGUCGACCACCCCUCGCUACAGCGUCCACAAAUACUAGCAACAUACAUCCUAUACCGCAGAAAGCGUUUGCACCCUCGAUAACAGAGUUGGCAACGGUACUGGCUUCGUUGCGUAAACUCCGUGAAGCAAUAACCGCGUCGAGUCGGAGUGACGCCUUCACCCUCCGCGCAUACACCUUCGCCAUCCACGUGUCCGUCCUGUGUCAUGACUGGAACUCAUAUCUACCAUCCCUACUCUCGCUACUCAAUACAAUUCAUCCCCGGAACCCGCUGUCGCCGUCGACACUGCACGAGUUUGUAGGCCUCUUGAUUCUCGAUCAGGCGUGUCGGCAGUCUGAUUUCUCGGGCGCGCGGGCAACGAAAUUGGCAUACGGGUAUAAGGAUUGGAGGGUGGAGAAGGUGCUCAAGUGUCUGGUGGCGGAUGAUUACGUGGGGUUUUGGCGGGUGAGGAGAGCGGUGGAUGGGUAUCAGAGGAGUGUUAUGGAGUGGGCUGAUGGGGGCGUAAGGGUGCAUGCGUUGAAGUGUCUGGGCAAAAGUUAUUUGAGUGCUGAUAGAAGGUUUGUGGAGAGGUGUACGGAUCGGAGGUGGGAAGAGUUGGUGGAAGAUGGGGUGGGGUGGGCACUGAGCGCUGACGGGGAGAAGGUUAUGAUCAAGAAGCCAAAAGGAGCUUGA